AUAGAGCUAGGAUAUUUCUGUAAGCAAGCCAGUAAAUACACUUCUGUUCAACAGCUUCCAGCCUAGCUGUUACUAUUGUGUUUAUUUCUAGUAACAAAACCCUCUGUUUCCAGUCUGCUGUUGAUCUUGGAGAGUUAUUUUGCAGGAAACUGGAGAUUGCUUUCAGACUUCUCUCUCCUGGGCUCCCCCCAUUACAACUCCUCCUCACAGGAGGUGCUCAUUAAUAAGAUGAAAAUUCCUGGCAUGUCACAAGAGAGUGGAGAUUUUUGGCAGACAGGAGUUUUCUCAGCUGCUAACUUACCUAUUUGCAGCAUAAGUCAAAAGGCUCUCAGAGGGGAGAAGUUGCCUUGGGUCACACAACUGAACUGUAGCCUGCUUGCUUUUUCUGGAUACAGCACUUUGGGUUGAAGGAACUACAAAACCAAGGAUAAGAAUGCUGUGCAUACAUACUUUCUAAUCAUCUUGGAUCAAUAUCUGCCAGUGAAAGGGCUAUGGCAGACCCAACGCUUGCAGACUCUUGCUCUAAACCCCUUGACCUAUGCCAGGAAUGUGGUCAGGCCCAUCCAAGCAUAGAGAAUCACAUAUACAACUUCCAGCAUGAGGUGGAUGAUGAACUUGUCUGUCAUAUCUGUCUUCAGCCUCUGCUGCAACCCAUGGACACCCCUUGUGGACACACGUACUGCUAUAGAUGCCUAAAGAAUUUCCUACAAGAAAAGGACUUCUGCCCUAUGGACCGCAAGAAGCUUUGCUUUCAGGACUGCCACAGGUCUAGCUUGUUGGUAAGGAACUUGCUGGAUAAACUAAGCGUGAGUUGUCCCUUAGUGACCGAGUGCAAGCAAGUCAUGCAGCGUUGCGAGCUGGAGGCCCAUCUAAAGAACAGAUGCCAAGGCUUUAGGAAGAGCAGGCCAGUGAAAGAGAAGCCUAAUUCCACACUCGGCUUGAGGAAGAAUGCCCAGGAAGAACAAGAGGACCAGCUCCAGGCAUCAAAUAUCUCCUCUGUUUUAGCAGAAUCUUCUCUGGCUGCUGUGGUCUCUCUUGGCACAUCUGAGCCUGGCCUGGUCAAUCCAGCAUUUGAUGAACAAGAUGACGAUGAUGGUGAUGAUCACCCUCAUAGGACAAGCCUGGUUGCAGAGACAAGCACAGUGGAGAUCCAUCGUGUGGAUCCUGAGAACCCCCUUGGAAUGAGGAUUGUAGGGGGUAAGGAUACCCCGCUUGGAAACAUUGUGGUCCAGGAAAUUCUGACAGAUUCCUUGGUGGCUGUAGAUGGGAAAGUGACACCUGGGGACCAUAUUCUGGAGGUGAAUGGCACAAAUAUAAGCAAUGUGACCCACGGGCAAGCUAUAGCCUUGCUUCGACAACCCUGCUCUGUCCUUCAGCUCACUUUGCUUCAGGAGAAAGGCUUCUCACCACAGUCCUCACGGGCAGAGAACAGCACUGGGGGCACUACCCAUUCCAGCAAAGUCAUCCAGGUCACGCUAACUAAAAGGGAACGAUCGGAACCACUGGGCAUAAAGCUUGUCAGAAAGACAGAGGAGCCUGGGAUCUUUGUUCUCGACUUAUUAGAUGGUGGUCUGGCUUCCAAAGAUGGGAGGUUAAAGUGUAAUGAUAGGGUGCUCUCUAUCAAUGGUCAGAAUCUGAAACAUGGAACUCCUGAAACAGCAGCACAGAUUAUCCAGUCAAGCGAGGCACGCGUGAAUUUUAUGGUGCUGCGACACGCUGUCGAUCAGUCAGUGGAUACCAAUGAAGAGAGUUCCUCGUCUGGUAGCAGUAAUGGAGAUAGUCCAGUUCACCCCCGCAAGAGGCCAAGUGUACGCCCAAACAGAAGAAAAUCCACACACCACAAGGAUGUCACUUCAGCUGUCCUAGACCAUGAGAAAACGGUUAAUGUGAAAAAAGAACAACUCGAAUCUUUGGGAAUCACCAUCGGAGGAGGCAGAGAUCAUAAGAACAAGCUGCCUAUAUAUGUGUCUAGCAUUCAGCCUGUUGGGUGCCUGUACAGGGACAGGAGAAUCAAAAAAGGGGAUAUACUCCUGAGCAUUAAUGGCACUGACCUGACCUCUCUAAGUUACUCGGAUGCCAUAUCUGCGCUCAAGACAAAUGCAGCGUCCCACACAGUUGUACUGAAAGCUCUGGAGGUUACAGUGGGAGAGCGGUUAGAUGAGCCUGUUGAGUAUGCUGCUGGAGUGACGAGAGAGCCUGGUGGGAUCUGGUCACCUCUCUGGGUAUUUUGGCUUGCUCUUCCAAGCUCACUGCAUUGGUGCCGACAUAUUACUUUACGGAAAACUUCCUCGGAAAGCUGGGGGUUCAGCAUCGUUGGAGGAUUAGAGGAGGGCAAAGGGGACCAGCCAUUCUUCAUCAAGACUAUCGUCCCAGGCACGCCUGCUUUCCAUGAUAAACGCUUAAAAUGCGGAGAUGAGAUAGUUGAAGUGAACGGCGUGUCUGCGGUGGGAAUGAGCAAUGCACAGCUCAUCCCUAUGCUGAAAGAACAGAAAAACAGGGUCACCCUGACAGUUGUGUCUUGGCCCGGGAGCUUAGUGUGAUACUUGCAAGCCAAAGCCAACAUUAUGAACUCUGAGCCAUUCCUGAUAUAGAUGCUCAAAUCACCACAAGAUUCCCCCCCUCUUCAGUUUUUUCUUGUGUUGUGCCUUGGUGACUUUAAUUAUUCCUUUUGGAGCGAAUCAAAGAUGAUCCGAAUCAGGAAUUUUCACACCCAAAAGACAAGCGCAUCAUCAAAGUCAACAUGUUAUAAAUGUUUAGUCCUACAGGUAAAGCCAAUGUUGCAUUUUUACUAAAAGUGGAAUAAUUUUGGGAAGGCAUAAAAAAACCUUUACCCCCAUAUGUAAUAAAAGGCACUAAGUUUGUUCAUGAGCAGUUACCCAUGGCAACCAAUAAGAUGCUUGCAUUUAAACAGGUGACUAGUAUAUGCAACCUGCUGAUUGGCUGCUAUGAGUUCUUGGCAAAACUUAGUGCCUUUUAUUACAUAACCCCAUUAGUUUAUACAUAUAUUUCAACCUCAACUUUUAACCUAGGUGGGACUGAAUGAGAGGGUUUUGUCUGAUUGGCCAAGUCUAUUGUUUAAACGGCCCUAUACAUUAUGUCAUUAAAAGCCCAUGGAAACCAUUAGGAUGGAGCCUUUUAUAUACAAAGGAGUAUAAAGUCAUGCUGCAUUCAUACAUAUGAUAAAGAUCCUAUGGGAUAAAUGGUGAAGGAGUGCAAAAAGAAAUUGUGGUCUUUAACUAGAUGGGUAAUGGAUAGUACAGAUUAUGUACAGUUUGGAAAGGUCUAUUGUCAUGUGAGGUGUCAGAUGAUGUGCUCAGUGCUGUGCUACAGAAAUUUCAUCCCUUAUGGGAAAUGCUGUCCAAAUUAUGCACAGUGGGCCAAGUAUCUAAUCUAAUAAACCAAAAUGACCUGUGGCAAAUUAUAUAAAAUAAUAAUCGUCUCCCCAGGACCAUGACAAUCCUUUGGGGGGCUGCCUCUCACUGGAAAGCACUUUAGUGAAAGGACAUACAGACCAUGCUGAUUAACACCGAUCUCUCAGGCAAAAUCUUAUGACUGACAAGUAUGAUGGCACAUGGCCAGUUUUGUGCCAGAAAAUGCCCAGUCUGUGCCAUUCUCAUUGUCUACAAUGGGAAGUGAUUGUUGGCAGCAGUAGGAUUUUCCCAGUGUCAAUCAAAAAGUCUUGACUGCAAUUGCACUUAAACCCACAGUCCAUAAAGCCAAUGGUAAACUCCUUGUGUCAGUGCACUAAAGUCUAAUUGGUUUCAGGGGUUAAAUGAAGUAAGCUGUCAGACUGCAUUUUAUCAGGCUGCAAUAAAGUCUAAUCAUCUGUACCAGUUUAACUGUUAUUCCCUUUGCACAAUUCACCCUUUUUUUUUCCUGUUCCGCUCACCAUAAGCAAUUUCAAUUUAAUUUUCACAUUCAGCCUGUAUUAAAUGUAGAUAUUUGUGUUUGAUCUUGUACCUUUAAUGUCCAAACAGAUUCAGCCUGUUUUACAAUAAACAAUCUAUAUUUUCUUGUA
Xenopus laevis (African clawed frog) is the source of this 4018-nucleotide messenger RNA. RefSeq names its product provisional ortholog of ligand of numb-protein X 2 L homeolog. The coding region runs from base 492 to 2540 and encodes 682 amino acids. NCBI's taxonomy places the organism in Eukaryota, Metazoa, Chordata, Amphibia, Anura, Pipidae. The transcript has 10 exons. The record is from RefSeq and is a predicted model, not a curated record.